Messenger RNA from Aphanomyces invadans, 2727 nucleotides. RefSeq lists its product as hypothetical. The record is from RefSeq and is a predicted model, not a curated record. Gene Ontology annotation, biological process: phosphatidylinositol-mediated signaling; phosphatidylinositol phosphate biosynthetic process. Lineage: Eukaryota; Oomycota; Saprolegniomycetes; Saprolegniales; Verrucalvaceae. The transcript is spliced from 7 exons. Bases 1 to 2727 code for a protein of 908 amino acids. Gene Ontology annotation, cellular component: cytoplasm; membrane. Gene Ontology annotation, molecular function: 1-phosphatidylinositol 4-kinase activity.
AUGGGGGUCGACGAACACCCGACCGAGAGCUCGACGACGGAGGUGCCGCCGAGGUCGUUCACGAUGUGCUUGAACCCAGGACGGUCCUUCGUGUACAAGGCGCACCUGGCUCUGCAUAUCGCGUCUGGCACGGAGAAUGCGACAAACGCACCACAUCAUCGAACGCUGUGCUGGCUGCUCGAGGACGGCACACUCACGUGGACAACUUGCAACGAGUCCGUCGCAACUGUUCACUGCCGCGAUGCGUCGAUUGAUGCAUCCGAUUUCCUCAACGAACGCUUCUUCAUCACAACGAUGACGGAUGAAACGUACACGUGCUAUUCCAAGUCGCGGCUCGAGCGCGAUGCGUGGAUGCACGCGCUCAUGGCCACAUUGAACAACAACGCUCCCAAAUCUCCUACUCACGAUGACUCGGCCGGAAACGCGGAUCGCUUUGCUGCGUGCGCUGCCGCCGUCUGCGAUACACUGACAGCGUGGGCAUCGGUCCUGACGGACCUCAUCGAGUCACCCUACGGAAUGUGGAAAGAGACGCGCCAUUGGCGGCGGUUUGGAGUCGCAGAACGGCGGCCCUACAUGGAAUUGCAAGCAAAAAUGAACUCGACGGUCGAAGUGGACGGACUGAGCCUUGUCAUGGGGCUAUUUGUGUACCACCAGAAUCCCAUGAUGAUCGUAACCAUUCUGUGCCAAUUGGCCCGACUCAUGGACACUUGUCCGAGCCAAAUCGAGAUGUACUGGCCUCAGAUUCUGCAUUGGGGCAUCACCUUCUACUCAACGUCCCAGUCGGUCAACAUGCAGCUCUUUUACCUCGCCUUCGUCGCGGGGGUGUGCCGGCGGUCCCUUCCUCUAGCAAUCAAGUCGUCGUGGGAAUGCGACGCCGCCAAAGUCGGCGCAUUGGCUGACCCGAGUCGGUACGCUGCCAUUUCGCUUAUUCAAUGCUACACGAGCAUGCUCAGCGUCACGGACAACAACACAGUGACGUCCGACAUGGUCGACACGUUGUUUCAACGAAGCAGCCUCGAACCCGAGACAUCGAAAGCCCGGCAACUCCUGCUACAGUCGCUCUUCACCGCGACGUCCUCACUGCUUUGCAACCACCCAACUUCGAGCCCGGCCGUCACCAGCGUGUUCGGGCAAUGGCUGGGCGCGACCACCGCCGAGGCCAUCGACACGGUGCGCGAUGCUUGGCUCGUGCUUUCAACGUUCGUGGAUCCGUUGCCAGCCCCCACCCAUCGAGUUCCGCCGUCGACAAACGCCGAAAGCCUGCGCGGGCGCAUGGUCAAUGCCGACGACAUGCUCGAGUGGCUCCAAGAGUUGCAGAUGGAGACGGAUCGCGGGUCUGCACAAUCCCACGCGGCCCCCCUCGUCGUGUUUCGAGACACAAUGCACAUCGUCAACUCGUUGAUUGUGGCCAGUCAGAACUUUAAACUCCAGUUGGAUAACCCGCGGGACCGGAAGAAGCACCUCCCGGCCGUCCUCGAGCGGCUGCGCGCGACCAUGCCGGCCCACGCCAUGCUGCCCCUCGACGACCCGUGCUGGAUCACGGACGUCAUCGUGAACGAAGGCACGGUCUUCUCGACCAAAGCUAGAGCUCCCACGAUGGUCUGGUUCGAAGCGGUGCACGUUGCGCCAUCGAGUGACGCUCGGGCGCCAGUGGUUGCGCUCAGCCCUGUCGUGUAUUUAUCCGACGUCCUUCUCGCAGACAUCCUGUCCCCGAUCGCCACGACGAUGGCCCGCACGUCGUCCCGCGACGUGUCGAUGACGGAAACCAACAUGUCCGUCCUCGAUUCGUGUGCGAUGCACGGCGCGGACGACGCGUCGAUCGUGACCGCGAUGCAGUCGUUUGCCGACAAGAAGCGCCGCAUCCGCACCAGUCGCGCGAAUCAUGCAAACUUGCCACCAGGAUGGGACGUGGUGCCCGUCAUCGCCAAGAGCUUCGACGACAUGCGGCAGGAAGUGUUUGUGAUGCAGCUCAUGCAUGUCUUCACCGACAUCUUUCGAUGUGAAGGGGUCGGCGACCAGCUCUGGCUUCGCCCGUACUCGAUCAUGUGCUGCGGCGACGAUUGCGGCCUCAUGGAGGUCCUCACCGAUUCCAUGUCGAUCUCGGAUGCAAAGAAGCAGUUUCUCGCGGCGGCCCCGCCAGGGUGUGCGUCGGUAUCCCUCGUCGAUGUUUUCGUCCAGCGAUACGGCGACCCCGACUCGACCACGUUUGCGGCUGCGCGCAGGAACUUUACGCGGAGCCUCGCGGCGUACAGCUUGUUUUGCUACGUCCUCCAGAUCAAGGAUCGCCAUAAUGGGAACGUCAUGCUCCACGCGGAAGGCUUCGUCAUGCACAUCGACUUUGGGUUUUGCUUUGGCACGGCCCCAGGCGGAGCUUUCAGCAUCGAAGGCGCCCCAUUCAAGCUCACGGACGACAUGAUCGCGGUCAUGGGCACGUCCGGCAUGGCCACUUUCCAGGCGCACGUGGCGGAAGGGCUGGUCGCGCUGCGCCGGCAUGCAACCCGAAUCAUGUCCCUCGUCCGCAUGACGUCGCUGCAAUCUCCAUUCCCAUGCUUCCAAGGAGACAACGCCGUCGUGUGCAGACGCCUGAUGGACCGGCUGUGUGUCGAUGUCGCUGACGAGGAUGUCGUGAAGCAGCAUGCCGUCGCGCUGAUAGCGCGCAGUGCCGGCAGCGUUCGCACUAAAUUAUACGACCAGUUUCAGUAUCGCAGCAACGGGUACAUGGUGUAA